CACCAUUAUCCUAAGGACUCUGCGCCAUGGAUAAGUACGCAUGCCUGCUCUCCUUUGUGGUGCUGCUGUUAUCUUUCGGCCACAGCACUAGGGCAGAGCCGAGGUCGCCGACAGGGUCGUGGCCGAAUGCUCCUUUUGGCUCAAUCGUAGCUGCGGCUCGGCUCUUACCAGUGGAUAAGAGCUUGGUGGUCCACGGAUCCGCGGCCGUCGUCUGGCCUCGUGAACGGGACGGACCCGGGUAUGUCACUAUCAACAUGACUGGCACGCUGAACCAGAUGACGAUGGCACACAUCCACUUGAACGCCACCGGCAAACCCAUUCGUCUGGAUCUGCUGCCCGUACUCAACGGCACCAGGCCCAUGCCGCUCAACCCGCCUCUGAGCUUCCGCGGCAUCGUCAGCUUCACUGCGCCGCUCACCUAUACGCGUGCGGCGGCUUGGGACCCCAACAACAGCGGCAUGGGCUUCCUCGAUGCGCUGCAGCAGGGCCUGCUGUACGUGAAUGUGCACUCUGUAGGUUUCCCAGCUGGGGCAGUGCAGGGCAAGCUGGUGUGCAAGGACCCCUGCAUGUUCCCCCUGUGUAGCGGCUCCUCUGGCCACCCUUGCUAGUAGCUCAUAAUGCGAAACGUUAGGGUUUCGUGCAUUGUUGAGCCAUGAAAUGCGGUAUAUGGAUUUAAUCAUGGCUAAUGCAGCUUUGUUUGCAGCGUGCUCCUGUCCUGCAGUAUGUGGCAUUCCAGUUCCUCAAUCCACGCCCUGUGUGUUUAUUCGCUGCUUUCGUAGCACGCAUGCGGAUUGUAGGAAGCGACUGGUUGUAGGGCCAACAGCAGCAGGGCCCUCAGUUGGGAAGGAGAAAUGCAGGCACGUUCCAGUACAGUGAGGAUGAAUAUAGCAGCCAUGCUGGCUGUACCGGCUUGCAUCGCCGGACGCUGGCUUGCGGUAGCUAUCCACGGUGGAAGGAAAAGAUUAUUUGUAGUGUACACAGCUCGUGUCGUGCGCAACAGAAGUUAUGCAGUUAUAAGCCUGUGGUGACACUAGCUACAUGUUAUUGCGAUUUACGUGUGUGUGGUAAUAUUAUUGUUGCACCAUUUGAAGCAAUCUCUGCUAAACUAUGUUGCGUGCGGAGACAUGUGCACGAGAGUAAGGAGAUUUCUGGUUCUGGUAUACUUAAGACUUGGGGAAGAUCGCGAUCGCACGCCCCUUUUGUCCAAGUUUAGUAUGUUGUGGUGAGGGCGCUCCAUGCCUGCGCCAGCCAGCUCUCCUCCAUCCCCGUGGCUCUGGAAAACUGCAAACUGUAAUGUUUGUCCGUAUAUGGGGAUAUUGCUCCAUGCAGCUGCCAAAACUCUUGCUGCACGUCCUAUGUACACCUUGAAACUCUUUAGUGAGAUUUGUUAACGGCCGAUAAGCCGACCGAACCCCCGUACUUCCGAGCGAUUUCUCUUCUCACGGAGGCGGAUCGGUGAUCCUCAAUUCGAGGAAUGACGAACAGUUACGUGCACGGACCGGUAGCACAGCGGGGUGAGGAGGAAAUGGUUCCCUCCUUUCCAAGCGGCCGACCAUCCGAGAUGACACCAUGGGCUGAAAGCGCUCCAUAAAACAAGUUUUAAAGUUCAUUACCAGC
Molecule: messenger RNA, 1617 nt
Organism: Volvox carteri f. nagariensis
Lineage: Eukaryota; Viridiplantae; Chlorophyta; Chlorophyceae; Chlamydomonadales; Volvocaceae
Exons: 3
Coding region: 27-608 (193 amino acids)
Source: RefSeq, a predicted model, not a curated record